Messenger RNA from Alternaria burnsii, 1797 nucleotides. Its product is annotated as glycoside hydrolase family 13 protein. NCBI's taxonomy places the organism in Eukaryota, Fungi, Ascomycota, Dothideomycetes, Pleosporales, Pleosporaceae. Bases 1 to 1797 code for a protein of 598 amino acids. Gene Ontology annotation, molecular function: alpha-amylase activity. Gene Ontology annotation, biological process: oligosaccharide catabolic process. The record is from RefSeq and is a predicted model, not a curated record. The transcript is spliced from 4 exons.
AUGUCGCCCGUAACGCAAAAAUUAGAUCUGUAUGUCGGAACCGACAAGCACCGGUGGUGGAAGGAGGCGGUGGUAUAUCAGAUCUACCCCGCCUCAUUCCUGGACAGUAACAGUGACGGUUGGGGCGACAUUCCUGGCAUCACGCAAAAAUUGGACUACUUGAAAGACCUCGGCGUCGAUGUGAUAUGGGUAUCGCCAAUCUAUAAGAGUCCACAAGCUGAUAUGGGAUAUGACAUCGCAGACUACGAGGACAUCGACCCCAGUUAUGGCACCUUGGCUGAUGUUGACAACCUUAUCAAAGAAAUCAAGAAGCGUGAUAUGAAACUGGUUAUGGACCUUGUUGUCAAUCAUACCUCAGAGGAGCAUGCUUGGUUUCUGGACUCGCGAUCGUCCAAGGCAUCGUCGAAACGUGAUUGGUACAUCUGGAAACCCGCUAAAUACGAUGCUGAUGGCAACCGUCAACCUCCAAAUAACUGGGCGCAGAUUCUAGGAGAGGCCAAUUCAGCGUGGACGUGGGAUGAAACCACUCAGGAGUACUAUUUAUCGCUCUUCACGCCCGAGCAACCAGAUCUUAACUGGGAAAAUCCUGAUGUUCGUGCAGCUGUUCACAACAUCCUUCGUUUCUGGCUUGACCGAGGCGCAUCUGGUUUCCGUAUGGAUGUCAUCAACUUGAUCUCAAAGGUGCAGACAUUCCCCGAUGCGGAAAUUUCGGUCAAAGACAACAAGUACCAACCGGGUGCUAAGUACUACGCAAACGGUCCUAGACUUCAUGAGUGGCUGAAGGAGCUUCGACGCGAAGUACUUUCGAAAUACGACACGCUCACCGUUGGAGAAAUGCCAUUUGUUCGAGAUGAAGACGAAGUCAUUCAAGUCGUGGGAGCCGAAAACGAAGAGCUGAACAUGAUCUUUGCGUUUGACUUGGUGGAUAUUGAUAAUAUCCCAGGCGAUUUCAAAUAUACUCUGCAUCCCUGGGAUGCGCGCGACCUCAAGAAGAUUGUGAAUAGACUGCAGCGUUUGAUGCUCGAACGCGACGGAUGGAAUUCGCUUUACGUCGAGAAUCAUGAUCAGCCUCGAAGCGUAAGCAGGUACACUGACGACAGUGAUCAGUGGCGCGAAUACGGCGCCAAGUUGUUAUGCUUGAUGCAAACUACUUUGGCAGGGACGCUGUAUGUCUACCAAGGUGAAGAGAUUGGCAUGCGCAACGUGCCUAAAGACUGGACGCCAGAAGAAUACAAAGAUAUCGAAAGUAUCAACUUCUUCAAAAAAUAUCGUGACAUGUAUCCUGGCGAUGCCGAAAAGCAGGCCUUGGCAGCUGAGAUCAUGCAACGAAAAGCUCGCGACAGUGCCAGGACGCCGAUGCAGUGGGAUUCGUCUGCCCAAGCUGGUUUUACUAGCGGAAAGCCCUGGAUGCGUGUCAACGACGACUAUCCCAAGGUCAACGCAGCAGCUCAGUUAGAAAAACCUAAGCCUUCGCCCGGCAUGUUGUCUGUGCUUGAAUUCUGGAAGCGUGGUCUGCAGUGUCGCAAAGAAAACAAAGAUGUUUUCGUGUAUGGUGACUUUGAAAUGCUUGACAUGGAAGACCAGAAGAUCGUUGCAUUUCGGCGUUGGAGUGAGAAGAACGCUUUUAUCACCCUGCUAAAUCUCAGCGGCGAGCAAGUAACAUGGGAGAAGAUGGGAGAUCUCAAGGUGAAGAAAUGGGUUGCUGGCAACUAUGACGAACGACAGCUGGAUGAGAAGGCGAAGAGUGGAAAGAUACAGUUGAGGGCAUGGGAGGCCAUACUGGGCAUGCUGCAAUGA